GCGGAGCGUGCAGCACUGCACUGCAGCGCUCGAACCGGGACCGCGGCCGACUCCGAACGGCCGGCAGCGGCCGGGAAAGGCUUGCCGGACCGCCCGAAGUCGCCCCGCCGUUGCUGGGGCCGCGGCCGGGCCCGAUUCUGGAGUUGGGGCACCUGAGGGUGCCGUGCGGGGCGGGCUGUGACGGGUAACAUCAAAAGCCUUUAGAUAUCUCUAACGGGGGUGGAUGUCUUUGGCGCGGAAGCCUUAUCGCCUUAACUUGCAGGAAUCGCUAGGCCAUGGAGGCUUUAAUGGAACGAGAAAUGCGAUAAAGCUGAGUGGAUGAGGCACAAAAUUACCUCUGGGCACCUGGCAGCUGUAAGCAGAACACCCAUGUGCUAGCCGUAUCGCAGGCAGCGGCUCUUUGAAGCACCUGGCUCUGCCGGUGCUGCGGAGUAUAGGAAAAUGUUUGCGAAACUGAAGAAGAAGAUCGCAGAAGAGGCAGCGAUUGCCCCCAGGCCCGGGGGGGCGGCCAGGAUCCCGCGCUCCAUCAGCAAAGAGUCCAUCACCUCCGUGGGGGCCGACUCGGGAGACGACUUUGCUUCUGAUGGAAGCAGCUCUAGAGAGGAUCUUUCAUCCCAGUUGUUCAGAAGAAAUGAACAAAUAAGAAAACUGGAAGUCAAGCUGUCUGAUUAUGCUGAUCAGAUCCGAAACUUGCAGAAGAUAAAAGAGAAGCUUGAAAAUGCAUUAGAAAAGCAUCAAGAUUCUUCCAUGAGGAAGUUUCAAGAGCAGAAUGAAGCCCACCAGGCCAACCGAGCCAAGAUGGCUGAAGGAAUGGCUUUGGCCUUAGAAAAAAAGGACCAGGAGUGGUUGGAAAAAUUGAGUCACAUUGAAAAGGAAAAAAAAAUGCUUGAAACACAGUUAAAAGAAAUGAGGGAGCAGAGUUUGAACCUUUUUCAAAAGAGAGAUGAAAUUGAUGAACUGGAAGGCUUUCAACAGCAGGAAAUGGCCAAAGUUAAACACAUGCUUUUGAAAAAGGAAGAGUCUCUAAGCAAAGCAGAGCAGGAACUAGAGGCACGCACUCGAGAGCUGAUCCAUGCUAAGGAGAUGCUUCAGGAAGCAAGCACUGAGUCAUCAGGCCUACGGAAAGAUCUUCAGGAGUUGCAGGAGCAGUUCUUGGAGCUGGAGGCACGGAGAGAUGAACUGAUGACAGCUGAGAGGAAUGCAGAAAAUAAGAUCACUGCUUUGGAGUUGAGAGAACAGGAGCUACAAACUGUCAUUCAGCACCUUUCUGUAGACUUGCAAAAUGCUCGAGUUGCUGGUUCUGGAUGUGAGAAGACACUAGAAACACUACGGGUAGAGCACGAAUCUCUGAAGGUGGAAUAUGAACAACACAAGCUAAAGAUGACUUUUGAAUUUGAUGAGAGAAGUAAACUUAUUGAACAGUUGCAGGAAAAAGUGUCUUCCUUGGAAAAGAAAUUAGAGAGAAAUCUUUCAGGGGUUGAACAUGUACAAGAACUGCUCAAGGAGAAAGCUUCUCUUGAGCAGAAACUAGAUGAAACCAGUCAACAGAUACUAACAGACAGAAUGCAUCACGUUAAUGCUGUGAACCAGUUAGAAAUACAGAAUAGAGAACUGGAACAGAAACUACAGAUUGCAACAGAAGCAUUGAAAACGAGCAAGGAGGAAGCUUGUGAGCAGGAUCUGAAGAUCCAGAAGUUGCAAAUGGAUCUAGAAAGUGAAAAAAGGAAAAUACAGCAGCAGGUUUUAAGUGAGAAACAUCACUAUGAACAGAAGGCUUCUGAGCUAGAGUCUCAAAUUGCUGCUCUUCAAACAGCUUGGGAAUUUGAUAGAACAGCUGCUCAGCACAAGAUAAGCCAGCUGGAAAAAGAAAAUGAAAAUCUCAAUGGAAGCAGAGAAGAGUAUGAGAGUUCCUUAAAAAAACAAGAAUCUGUACUGAACAAGCUCAAGGAAGAAUUGAGCAGCAGAGAGACUGUCAAUACUGAAAUUGCCAACACAUUGGAAGAAACAGAAAAACAAAAGGACAAAUUGCAACAGCAGGUUUCACAUCUGGCUUCCUUAAUAAAGGAAAAAGACUGGCUAAUUGAUGAAAAAUCUGGUAUGCUUCUAAAACAGAAGGAAGAACUAAACCAACUCAGUCAAGAUCAUGAAGCUGCAUUGCUGCAAAUGCACCAGCUACGAUCUGACGUAGAGGCAAGUAAUAGCCAAGCACUGGAGAAAGAAGAAACAGCAAGGAAGGAAAUAGAAGAAUUGAAGCUGCAGAUACAGGAGCUCCUAUUGGCCAGAGAAAAUGAUGAGAAAAACGUUUCAGAACUGGAAGAAUCGGCAACAGCCUUGAAUGAGCACUUACACCUUCCAGAAAGCCGUGUGACAGAACAGAAUGGAGAGGUAACAGCUACAGAUGUCAUUCAACUUCAGAAGGAUAACAGGGAGCUGGAACAGCAAAUAGUUGAGAAAAACAAGAUGAUAAAGCAGCUACAGCAAAGAAUGACAGAACUGAAAAAAACUCUCCAGAAGGAGUUGAAAAUAAGACCAGACAGUGAGGUACCUGAAGUACGUGAAAAAACAAAUUCUGAAGUGCCUAAUGCUGCUGUGACUGUCACAAACAGCUGUGAUUUAAAUGACUCAAGGGAGAUAAACUUUGAGUACCUUAAACAUGUUGUACUAAAAUUCAUGUCCUGCCGGGAGUCUGAGGCAUUCCAUCUUAUUAAGGCUGUAUCUGUUUUACUGAAUUUUUCCCAAGAGGAAGAAAAUAUGCUUAAAGAAACUUUGGAGUACAAGAUGUCGUGGUUUGGGUCGAAGCCAUCUCCUAAAGGCAGUAUCCGGCCCUCUAUCUCAAGCCCAAGGACACUGUGGUCUUAAGGGAUCCUGAAAAUGGGCAGUCAGCAUCUAGCCACCUUUUUUUCUGUGAAAAGAACACUGAACACACCAUUUCAGGUGUGUCUUAAUCACUGUCAUUGCAGUAUUUUGUACAAGAACUUUGACACUGUUUACAAAAGUAAUGCUGUGCAAGGAGAAACUUCACUACAAACUGACACCUCUUGUGGGCUGGGAUCAGGGACCUUUGUCUCGAUGGUGUCUCAAUGGAAGUCAGCUCCUUGUGCUCACCAGACCUGUUAUCUUGGCACCAAAGGAUAACAUUAACCUCACUAACAUGGGUGCUGGCAGUUCAAGCUUCUAACACGUGCACCUGUUGUGAUGGUGAUUCCAGCUUGUGUUAGGGAGCGCGAGGGUCGAAUAACUCCAGACACAGUAAAGCUUCCUUGUCUCAUUGUGGAAAGCAGUGGGGAAAAAAAUGUUGGCAAUACUGUACUGAAUUUUUGACAGUUUGAAAUGACUUUCAAAGGACAGGAGCAGGAGCUUUAACCAAAAAAGAAGUUUGCCUUGCCUUGUUAUACUGACAUAACUAAUAGUCUGCAUCUUUUCAUAUCACUGUGUAACAUAAGGUGCAUAUAUCCUGGCCUGCAGUCUUGAAGGCUGCAUGUUGAUCAUGAUUAUUUAAUUUGAGAGCACAACUUUAGAGUUGUCUGAUUUUACUUUCUUAAAGAAAAAUAAUAUUUAAGAUGGUCUUAAUUACAGUACCUAACACUCAGUCGCCUUUAAAACUAAUCUGUUAGUCUGUACCAUAGGUUGUUAGCACUGGGAAGGAGGGGUAGUAAACCAUUUUAAAUUUUUAAAACUGAAUUCCAGGUAUUGUAAGUAUACACUGAAAAUACUUUUUAUAAUUAAAAAGAAAAAAGAAAAAAAAGAUUAUAUGUAUAUAUAUACACAUUGAAAGAGAGUGAAUAAUAUUAGUACUAAGCACUUUGGGCUUUCUUCCUUAACAAGUCUGCUAGCAACAAAAUUUCAUAACCAGUAUCUUUUGUUGUGGUUUGUGUAGUUCAGAUACUGUUGCUUAUAAACUGUUCUGAGCAUUCAGUGGGCUGUUAACUGUGUCCUAACUACAAGACAAAAGACCACGGCUUAGGAGGUUUUUGUUUUUGAGGGCAAAAUUAAACUCUUCACAAAUGAGUCUUGGUUCUGGCAGCUUGCUUUCUUCUGCCUUUAGGAAAAGGGAACUAAGCUGACACAGAUUGAAAGUGCAGUUUUGCCCUUCAGUUUUAACACCACCACAAAAUCUAGAUGAAUAUAGGAAGCAGCAAUCAGGCUUACUUAAAACUUGGAUAUAUAUCUAUUGAUAAGAAACGUGAUGAGCAAGCUGCUAUUCUGGUAAUUCUCUUACAAUGAGAUGUGUUACUAACAAAGAUUUUUAUUAAAUAUAUUAAAAAUAGAAAUAAAAAAAUCUAGCUGUCCUGUAGUAGAGAUGUGGUCAUGUUGAGAGCUCCGACUGAGCUGUGCUGACAGGAGACAUGAGCGACCGUGGUGGUGGUGGCAGUUGAGAUACAGUGUUAGAGUUACAGCAUGGCAGCUGCUGUGAAAAGGUGGAGGCAUUCUACUUGAGGUCGGUCAGCAGAGCAGUGAACAUGCUGCAGAUCUGUACCCGAGUGGACUGGAUCCACUUGGCACAAGUGACGCUCCUUUUAAGAGCUAGGAUCUAUUUAAAUACAUUCAGUAAAAUCAGCAGGACUCUUGUAUACUAAGACUCGAUCCGUGGCACUUAACUGUAUAGAAUAGGGAAGUUUAUGGUAAGAGUGCAACUCUAAUAUGAAAAUAGACAAUCAAAAAGUAGAUUUGUUAGUUUUUCUGGUAUUGGAACAAAGCAGGGGCAGGAUAACCCUCCUGGGCCUUAGAAGGGUCUUUCUUUAGAAUGUCUCCUUGCCCUGCCCUGCUUCUGUGUGACCUGAGGCCAGAGGAUAGGAUUCUGCCUGGUCACACUGCUGCAGGCUGAAUGACAGAUUUGGUUUCAGUUGUGUCUGGCUUGAACAGUUACUGCUGUACAGUAACAAAUGCAGUAAAGGCAGCCUGCAAGACAGUGAUACAUAAAUUCUAGAUUAUAUACUGACUAACACAACCAGUUUAGCAUCCCAAAGCUCAUACUUACCCAAAGCUCACCGACUUACCAUAAACGAGUUCUCAAGUGUUGAAUUUUCUUCAGAUAUCAGAGCAAGAAUGGUGUGUGUGUGUAUGUAUAUAUGUACAUAUAUAUUAAAAAAAGCUAAUGCACUUUCCCUUGUAUAAAAACAGUGGUAUACACAAUCCUUUCUAUGGCUGUUGAAAUUUCUUUCCUUCUAUGCUGUAAAUAUGGAUUGUAUUAUGAAACACUAUGGAAUUUGUGGUGCAAUAUGUUUUGGAUUAAAACUCUAAUCUUGAUUUC
Messenger RNA from Meleagris gallopavo (turkey), 5251 nucleotides. The record is from RefSeq and is a predicted model, not a curated record. NCBI's taxonomy places the organism in Eukaryota, Metazoa, Chordata, Aves, Galliformes, Phasianidae.